CGGCCAUCGACUGCACUCGCCAGGCGAGUUUCACUGAGGAAGGUUUGCAGAGCGUGUGCUAACCGGACACAAUAACAACCUCAAAAUGCCUAGCAAAGAGGAGUUGUGUUUCCUAUCAGAAGCCAAGGCAACCACCACACAAGACUUUCUAUCCAGAGACAUUGAUGAUUUAGUGUUAGAAAUUAAAGAAAACUUGAGAUUAAAGUCUCGACCGGCGCACUUAAGUGGUGGAAAGGCACGGACACGAGCGUCACCGUACAGUGUCCCAUCCCGGACUGAAAGCAAAUGUGGUUGUUGUGACGGUCGACGAUGUAUCCGACGGGGGAUUGCGACCAGAAGAAGUUCUGACGACCCAUAUGAAGCUCUUCAAGAAUUAUUGAAGGAUGGUGACCUCAUCAAAGAAGCAGUACGUAGGCUUCAACUUGGACUGUCGCCUAAACAACGGGUGUAUUAUGACUCAGACGAACUCAGAACACCGCCUUACCCCUUUGACCAUAUAGAGGUUUGAUCGAGUCUAGUUACUAGUGCUGCCACGUCUCCCCCGCCUUUGGACCAUGUAGGUUUGUACCUGCCAUCACCAAGUGUUACCAAUAACACUAAGUCGCUCAUGUGAGUGUGUGUGUGGAAUGCCUUGCGCGAGGAGCUGGAGUCU
This is a messenger RNA of Cherax quadricarinatus, 652 nucleotides long. NCBI's taxonomy places the organism in Eukaryota, Metazoa, Arthropoda, Malacostraca, Decapoda, Parastacidae. The record is from RefSeq and is a predicted model, not a curated record.